CAAACACCAAAUGCGUGAUGGAUUGCGAUUAGGAGCGAGAAGUCGACAGGAAUUGCUGAACAGUGGCAUAUUCAAAUCGUCGCGCCUUCUCAAUUUUACGAUCGUUGAAUAAACAUACAGGCAUAAUUAUAGACAUUUUUACUAUCAUUUUGGUAAGGCUUGCAUGCUUUAUGUUGCAUGUUGAUGACAAUUAAGACCAUUAAUUGCAUUUGUAACUUUUUUACUUCGGAUACAGUAUCACUGGACUGCCACUAGUUUUUCCUGUUUUAUAUUACUCUGAUGCCGAGGACAUCCAAUUAUUGAUUGAAUAAUACUACAAGGAAAGAGGGGCAUUAAUGUUCCUCUAAGCGAUUAAAAAGGGGUAUCAUUACGAGGCGGACGAGUGAGGAUCCUUUCGAUUGACACUCUUACUGGACACAAGCAGACGACACGGAAACAAAUUUUAGUAGCUUUUAGCCCGGCAAAUAUACGCCACAUUUUAAGUGGGUUAAAUCUGGAUACAUGUCAGACGCCAUGUGGGACUCGACCGAAGAGUCGGGUGAAUUCACGCCCGAUCCGGAGGCGAUGCUGGACGAGGCAGUCGCUGAGGCAGCUCGAUGGAUCAAGGACGUCACCUAUCGCGACUUGACGGAUCCGAAGGACCUUCAGAAGUCCCUUUUGAAUGGAGUGCUCCUCUGCGAGUUACUAAUGGCCAUCAAAAGAGGAUGUGUAAAAAGGCCAAACAGAUUUGCAACACAGGAAAAUCUGAAAGAGUUUUUUAGGGGGUGCAAAGAGGAACUAGGAUUAGACCCUUCCAAACAACUAAUAUUCAGUGUAGAUGAUCUCCAGAGUUCAUCAAGGAGAAUAAGCUGGGCUCCAUCUUCAACAACAUCUGCAAAAACAGACAGGGAAAAGCUUAAAAGUAUUGUGACUACCAUCUACUGGAUAUCAGAAGCUGCCCUUCAGCUCCCGUCAUACUCAGGCCCCAAGCUUGACACAUACGCCUUCGAAUCUGUCAUAUUUGGAAUAUAUUCUCCAAGAGAAGAACCCAAACCUGACAUCAGGGAUCAGGAAGAGAGCCAAUCAGACAGCGUCUUCGAAGAGGACAAUACCAACAGUUACAUUGAUCUGCCCGAGAAGAUCGAGUACAAGGAGCCAGCGUGGAAGAGGGCACUCAAGGCACUCGAGGUUGAGGAUACAGAAGCACCUGUGAAACCACUUCGAGGGAUAGAAACAGAAUCGGCCCCAAGUAACGGGUGGGAGAAUCCAGGAACGAUCCGUGGUGCUAGAGACGAGGCAGUCGUCCCAAACGGAGAGAGGACAUCGUCUUCUAAUGACGUUGAUGAGGUCGUGUUGAGGCAGCCCAGUGCAGUCCGAUUACGCAGAAUGGAGCGCAAGCUAGGAAAGAAGGCGGGGCCGGCCGCAUCGGCCAAGCCCCAUUCCCGAAGCCUUAGUUUGCCAGAGACGAGCAAUACUUUGAUCAUGAGGCAAAAUGCCUUGGACUCGAACCACAAUAGUGCAACGUUUGAGGAUUUAGAUGAUGAUGAAGAAGAUUCCGGCAUGUGGAGAUCGAGCUUCAAGUCCUGGAAAAUGAAAAGGAAUGAAGUGACGUCUACUGUCUUGGAGAGAAAAGCCUUCAGAGAGGAAGUCGACACAAUGGAGCACAACAAAGACAAAAAGAAACCCAAGACAUUCAGAGAAAUUGUGGAAGAAAAACAAAGAAGAGAGAAUAUCCUUGCCAAGAAAUCAAUGAAGAAGGAGCUGGAGAAGGAUGAGAUCCAUGCCAUCCUCACAUCGGUGGAUCUCAUCCCUUCAUCAGACUCAGAGGAGGAGCAGGAGGAGCCACAGAUCCAGGUGGAGACUCAGCAGGAGCAGCAGUCCCACCUGGAGCCCGUUCAGGAGCCCCACCAGCAGGAACGGGCCAGUACCCUGCCUAUCCGGGGCAAGAGGGCAACCCUUCCCGCCUCCUCGGCGCCCCACAAACCCUACCCCAUCACAGCUUCCAGUACUGUACCCACCAGCUCUAAACCACCCCCUUCCGUUGCCCCUAAGCCCAAGUAUCGACCCAGUGCAGGUGCCUUCCAGCCGUACCGACGCAGCCAGUCUCUAAAAGAAGGAGCUGAUCUCCCAGACGGCGAAGACCACCGCACAUCAGCAUCUCCCACAGCUACCACCCCCUCAGAAGAAUCUUACCCCGCCCACUCCUUCCACGAGAAGCUGCUGCGGGACAGGGAGAGGGAUCGGGAGCGGGCGGAGGCUGCCAAGGCGAGUCAGGACCACGCCAGGAAACCAAAACCCAAGCGUAUGAGCAUGGGCAUUAUGGGAAGGAUCGCGGCCUUCAACAGCGGGGACGCCUUCAAGAAGAAGGGCGGGGAUAGCGACGAAGAGGAGGUAUCGUCGUCUUCUUCCUCCGCUCGCCUGCCAGCCCAGCCAGCACAGGAGAUGGAUAGCUAUGUAGAGCAUGUUAUCAAUAUGCAGAGGAGACCAAGAGCACAAGGAGGGUUCGGAUUUACAGUCACAGGCGGUAUUGACAAGAAAAAACCCAUCGUCGUCAAAGCCAUUGAUCCAGGGAGCACGGCUGGUAUGAGUGCCUUGAAGAUAGGGGACGAGAUCACUGUCAUUAACAAUGAGAGAACAAAGACGUUUGAUCAGGAUGACAUACAAUAUAGCAUCAGCCAGGCCGUCUUGUCUGGCCAUCUCAUACUCAAAGUCAAGCGAUAUGAUAGUGAAUCCAAUCAACUCAGUUCAGGAUCACCAUCAGCAACCCACCGAGGCGUGGCAGAAAGGAGAUGGGAAGAAGAGAGGAGGAGAAGAGAAGAGGAGGAGAGAGAAGAGGAGGAAAGACGGAGGGAGGAAGAGAGGCGAAGAGAAGAUGAAAGGCGAAGGAAGGAGGAGAGACGGAGGGAAGAGGAGAGACGAAGAGAAGACGAGAGGCAACGUGAAGAAGAGCUGCAGAGGGAAGAGAAGAGGAGGAAAGAAGAAGAAGAAAGAUGGAGGGAAGAACAGAGGAGGAGGGAAGAGGAAGAGAUGGAGAGACAGCGGGAGGAAGCAAGGAGGUUGCAGGAAGAGGAGAAUGCUCCUGUUUCAUCAUCAAGGAAUGUUCUCUCAAAAGCUAAGCAACUCCUGGAUGAUUUAGGAGAUGAAGAGACUAGUUCGGAUGAGACCCCACGGCGUGGGACAGAAAGGGCGUAUACAAAUGGAAAUUCCAUGAUGAGCCCUUCAGGCUCGUGGACAGAGUCUGAUACUAACAAGCCUCCCAUGGACACCAUAGAUGACUUCCCUGCCCCGCCCCCAUCCCUAUCCCCAGCCGACCAUAACCGCCAAUCCUCUCCAUCGCCCUCGGCCUCUCCUGUCCCGUCCCUACCCCUCUCUGAGACCCUCCCCUCCAAUGGGUCUGGGGAUGGGUCGGCACUCAUCACCAGCAGCCCCACCCCUGAUGCAAUUAUGCAUCGCGAUGGUGAUGUUAGUGAAGGGGAGGGUGAGGAGGAGGGGUUAGAGAAGGAGUACGAGAAAGUCCUCCAGACUCAAGAGGAGCUUAACGAUACCCUAGGCACGGAAGAUUCUUUCUUUGCCUCUGAGGGCACAAGAGAUGAUGAUGAUAUCUCCUCCCAAGAUGAGAGAUUAGAAGAAGAGAUCAUGGACAAGCUUCAACUGGAGGAGAAGGAAGAAGAUGACAGGGAAAAGUUCCAUCGGAUGAUAGAGGAGGAUGAGAGAGAUAAAUCCCCAGUCAAAGAGUUCUCCAUCACAGCAGAUGUGCAGAAGACAGAAGAAUCGGCCCCAUUCAAGAGUAGCUUCUCCAUCAAACCUGCUUCGGGAUUCAGGAGUGUCCAGGCACCCAAACCCUUUGUCAGCAACAAAGGCCCACAGCCAUACAGACCCCAGCCAGCUCCGUCCUUGACGUCAUCAUCGCAGGAGGAUGACAUCCGAGAGCGGGUCAAGAAGGAACGCUCUGACUUCUUCCGUAAGAACUCUGAUCCGAAGGACAUGCCCGUCUUUGGUUAUUCAGCUUCUGAAGAGUCUUUGAGGGUGGAUGACAAUGUGGAGAACCUCUGGAGACAGGUGGAGCACCCUAGCCAGGAGACAAGUCAUUCUCUUGGAACCACCGACGUAACUUCAGGGGUGCAAAGGAGACAGAACAAGAGUGACGUGGAUCCAGCUAACAGGAGAAGCUUCAACUUAGAAGAGGAGCGGCAGAGGCUAGAGAAGUGGCAGAAGGAGCAAGAGAGGAUCCGACAGGAGCAGUAUGAACAGGAGCAGAGGAGACUCCAGGAAGAGCAGGAGAAGGAUCUUCAGAGGGCGGAGUAUGAGAGCAGGAGGAAGCAGGAUAUGGAGCAGCGCGCCAUGCAGGAGAGACGGAGAAUGCUGCAGAAGAAAGCCCAGGAGGAACUGAAGAAGAGGGAAGAGGAAAUGCUGGAGAGGGAACGAAAGGAACGAGAGAGGAGGAGACUGGAGCAACUGGCUAGGGAAGAGGAGGAGGAGAGGAAAAGAAGAGAAGAAGAGCGCUUGCGAGAAGAGCGGGAAGAGCAGGAACGAUUGGAGAGAGAACGCAUUGAGAGAGAAGAGGCUGCAAGGAGACGGGAGGAGGAGCUACUUCUCGUUCAAAGACGGAGAGAAGAAGAGAAGAGGGAGAAGGAAAUGGAAAGACAGCGGAUAAGGCAAGAAAGGGAAGCCAGGGAAAGGAAAGCUCGGGAAAAGAUAGAAAGGGAAAAGGAGGAAUAUGAACGUUUAUUGAGGGAACGGGAAGAAGAAAGGGAACGUCUUGCUAAGGAAAUGGAAGAAAGGGAACGGACUGUUAGGGAGCGGGAAGCAAGGAAACGCGAGGCACAGGAGGAAGAAGAGAAACGUGUUAUGAAGGAGCGGGAGGAAAGACAGCGGUCUGCCAAAGAACGAGAAGCUAGGCUACAAGCUGCUGUUGAACAAGAGGAAAGAGCUCGAGCCAAGAAGCCAUUCACAGAUGAAGUCAUCAGGCCACAGGUCCAGCAGUAUCAAGAAUCAGCACCACCUCCAUCACGUCAUCACCAUCAACCCGACGAGGAUCUCCUCCGAAGAAUCCGGGAGGAAGAGAGGGAACGCAUCAGACUGGAAGAGCGCGACAGGCUUCGGAGGGAGUGGGAGCAGCUCGAGCAGGAGAAGAAAGAACAACUGGAGAACCAACGGAAGGAACGUGAGGAGAUAGAACGACUUAGGCAAGAGCAAGCUGAACUCAAGAGGGAACGAGAAAAAAUUACCCUUCAACAGCAGGAAGAACUUGAGCGCUUGGCCAAGCAGCGAGAACUCUACUCUAAAUCUAUGAACAAUGUUUUUGAUAAUGAAGAUGUAGAAAGGAAAAAUAACUACAAUCGGAGGAAACAGCAUGGAUCUGAAGAAGACCUGAGGAAACCACACUUGUCGAAACCCCUGGGAACGGACAUCAUGGAAGGAAGGAUGGUUCCAGAGAGAGAUUCCCAACCGGUGAAGUCAUACAUGGCAAAGUACAAAGAUGAGAACAUUCCAACGGAGCAGCAUUGGCUUGUUGAGGAGGCUAAGAGACGCCAGCACGGCCCCUUGGUGUCCGGCAAGGAUAUCAACUCUCUCCCUAUCCACCCCAGGAAUGAUAGCUUGGACCAUGAACCUGUCCUGGAGAAGAAGGUGUUCAACCAGGAGCAUGCAGCACCCCCAUCAUCAAGCACCAAUCACAACAACGCUAAUAGCCAUGGAAAGGACUAUGUGAAAAAUGAACCUGUUGGCUUCGAACAAGAGAUUCCCACUCGUAUCCCACCACCAAACAGAGCCCAGGGCUCUGCCCCACGGACAAAGCAACCAACUCACCCCCACGAAGAGCCGUCACCAACGUACUCUGACACCAACAGAUGGGACGCACCCCGCCACCAUUACGAAACCCAGCCGGAGUUCAAGCAUGUGCAGCGGCGCAUGCAUGGCGGUCAGGGAGACGCCGAACGCAAGCAGAAGAUGCACAAUCGUCGCUCCAUGCCAGACUUGACGCAGGAUCAGGGGUUCGCUGCUCCCGUGACGCGGAUUAUGGAUGAUCAGCGCAUCCCUCGUGGGCCUGGAGGUGGGCCUGCCGCGAGAGGAGUGGGACCACCCUCGCCCCAUCACGGGCAGCCAAGGGGACAACCUCCACCUCAGCAUGGGGCACUUGGAGGGGACCAGAGGAGGCAAGGUCAGGCACCUGACAGCUUGAUCCAGCCUCAUGAUCAUCGAAGAACGGGCCCCAAGAGCCCGCCCACCCAAGUAAGAGCCAAUCGGGGUCCUCCUCCCUCCUCACCCCAAGGGCGUGGCCCACCCAGACAACAGCAACAACAGCGACCACCGGCGCAACAUGCCCCAGGGAGGGGUCCUCCGGGCCAAAGGGCGUCGGCCUUUCAACAGCCCAGUAAGAAACCCCUUCCCGGUCGGUCCGUCAGCGGCAAAGUCCAGUGCUCGAAUUGUGGCAAGUCGCUGGGGAGGGGUGCGGCCAUGAUCAUAGAGUCUGUGGGCCUACAUUUUCACCUUGAGUGCUUUAGGUGCUGUGUCUGCAACAUCCAGCUCGGAAAUGGAACUAAGGGUACUGAUGUCCGGAUCCGAGCCAACAAGUUACACUGUCAAAACUGCUACAGCAAUGACGCUGGAUUUGAAUUCACAGAAGUAUGACAGUGAUGAAUGAUGCAGUCAUCAUUGGAGUCUGAUCACCAAGACUAUGGGCAAGAGAGAGAGAGAGAGGGUGAAAGGAAGGUGGAGGGAAGGAUGAAGGGGGGAGAGGAAGGGAGGAGAAAGAAAUCAGAGAUCUAAGUAAUGUGAUAAAUGAUAUUGUAUUUAGAGGCUGCAAAGAAGGAAAAGUCCAGCUGGCAAUAUAUACUUGUUACAAGAAGUUAUACAUCCGUCACCAUAUUCUCCUACACAUGAUAUUAGUGAGUUUUUGCAACCACUAUGCAGACACUUUCUAGAAGGUUGAUAAUCAAUUGAAAAUGCCCGUCAAAUCACUAUGAACAGCUUGGACGUAAUUGUCAAAAAUUUGUAAACCAGGACAGCAGAUCGUCCUCAGAUACCGAGCUGAAGGAAAAUGGCAAAUAUGUCUUUUGUCCAAGACGUCACUGCCGUUUUGAUUCACCUAUUUGGACAAAGGGUGCAUUGUCAUGAAGGACUUUUUACAAUAGAUUCUCAACGUUCCAGAAAGUGUCUGUCGUGGUUGUGAAAACUCUAUUUAUACAGAAGAAAGACUUAGGAAAAAAGGUUGGCUGGAUCAUAUAAUACUAGUUUAUUUUGUGCUAGGUUGCAUUUUAAAUGAACCAUUAAUCAUUGAUCCUCUGCAAGCUGGUAUUCAAUUUUAAAAUAGCAUUUACCCCAGAGCAAUUUACACCUAAAGUCACUCGAAAUUAUUUUAGAUUGAAAAAGGUAACAUUUUAUGAUUUUUUUUCAAUAAUUAUGUGAUCACUUGACCCCCAAAUCAUUUUAAGUAUCAUCAUUUGUUGCUCUUUAAUUGAUAGUGAACAAGAGAAGUACAUCAUAAUAUAGAACAGUUAAAAUGUGUUUUUACUCCAGCUUUUCUUUGAAAUAUGGUAAUACAUGUACUUUCAGAAAUAGGUGGAUGUCUUUGUAUGAUUCAGUAUGAACAUUUUCUAUUUUGUUGCUGCAGUCUUCAAGGAAACUAAAUGUGUCUUAUAUAAUAUAUCACUGAAAUGCGGGAAAACAAGGAUUCUAAUUGUGUAUUCAGAAUUUUAUUCAGAGCAGGAUUUGGCUUAAGUAUUCAGUGAAGUAUUCAGAGGAAAUGAGAGGAGAGAGAGAAAGGGUGAAUAAAGGGGGAGAGAUGCUUUGAAAUUCUUUCCAAGAAAAUCAGUGCUGCCAUUUAGAUUCGCAUUAACUUGAUUAACUUUUUAAAUUUUAAGAAAUGUAUUUCAAACACAAUCAUAUAGGUAUUCAGGUUCUUAAUUUUUCUUACACAUUUUCACUUUUUUGUACCCUACUUAAAUUUCAAGUUAAGCUGACAAUGCCGUCACUAAAUUUUUUACAGGCAUGUGUAUCAUAAUGGAUACUACUUAAAAAGAAGACUUUAUAGGUAGCUGAAAAAAUUCAGUAAAUAUUCAAUACAAAGAUAUUUUGGUACCUGAUACUUAAAAAUUUUGUAGAAUUUGUACUUCAGAUUUCAUAGAUAUAAAGCAUGUUUUGUUUUUAAGAAGUAUUUUUAAUGUAUAUUCAUAAGAUUUUUAAAUAUAUCAUUAUCCUUUUUGCAAUUGGUUCAGGGAAUUUAGUGGAUACCAAAAAUAAAACAUGGCAUGGUGUAAUAUGGAGUUUUAUGUAGUCAUUAAUUUCUUUGUUUAUGGUAUACAGCUCGAGACAUAUUCUUUUAGUUAGGUGUCUAAAUGAUAAGGUUGUUAUAUUUCUCAAACAUUUUAGGAAAUGCAUGUACAUUCGAUAUAUUCGAUAUAAAGCAUGCUGAUGAAAUAUACAUAUUUCCUGAAAGAUCUGUGUACGUAGAUAUUUGUCAUUUUAAAAAUGAUCAGAAGAAUAGAAGAAACAAUAUUAUGUAAUUUAUUUGCACGGUUACAAAUGGCAUACUGUACAUGUACAUUAGUGUGUGAUAUGCUAGUGUUGUAUCCUAUUUAAAACGAGCUCAUUUUUAUUUAAAGAUCAUAUUCAUCUUUAUAUGAUAUACAGCACUGCAUAUUUGAUAUUGGUGAUUUAGUCUUGAUUGUAACGUUUCAUUCAGCAGUGUUAUUUUGAUAUAUGGUAUAUUUUGAAAUUGCUGAUGUGUAAGUAUCGUACCAGUCAGCUUUCAAAUAUUCCACAAAAAGAUGUGGAAAUGUGAACAUUGUGAAGACAGAAUUCAAGCAAAUGGUCACUCCUUCCUAAUCUUCCCUUUCACAGAAAAUAUGAAUUUUUUACAUCACCGAUACAGUUUACAACACAGAUAUUGAAACAAUACCACUCACUAUUAGCUCUUAGGCUACGUUAGCAAAAUUAUAGCACCUAGUCUUAUUCCAGACCUCCACCAUAAUUGAAAGUGUUUGAUAUUAUCAUAUCAAAUUAAAUUCUAGUUUGAGAUAAUUUUGCAAAUCAAAAUUAAUAUAUUAGUCUUCAAUCCAUAAACAUCCUGUUGAAUAGGAUUUCCAGUUUAUUUAGAUUGUGUAUAUUGAUAAUAAUGUUGGCUGAAAAGAGAAACUAUAUUAUGUUUGUGUAUUUAAAACUCUUAUGAACACCAGGUUAUGAAGUUCAUAGAUGUCAUUCUUUUACUCUCUAAACCUCGCAAUACUGAUGACUUGGCAGAAACCGAACUAUAAAAGAAAAAAUGAAAUUCCUAGAGUUAUCAGUGUGAGGUUAGACACUUUUAAUAGCGAAUAUAUUCCUAAUCUAAGGUGUUUUAACUUUAGGUAUUCACCCCUUGAUAUAAGAAGACUCAAUUCAGUUGACAUCUUUUCGCCUAAAAAAUUUGGUUACCGGUACAUGUUUUUAUAAAGUUGUUGGACAGAAGUGCCUUGGUCUACUGCAUCUAGACUUUUUACUACCGCGUUUGACUUUUCACCUUAUUCUAGUUGCAAAUGUUUUUAACAGAUACAUGUAGAUCAUAUUGUAUGUGAAACAAUUAUUCAAAGAUAUGCUAUAUUCCCCCAUCCUACAAUAUGAAUAGCGAGUUUAUUGAUUACCAUAUUGUGUAAUAUACAGAAAAAUGAGAAUUAUAUCGGUACACCUGUUGUACAGAUGAAAAGCUUUUUCUAUUGUAAAAAGAAAGAUAACAAAAGAAAAAAUUGUUGCAUUUUUACAAAUUGUAAUAAAAAAUCAAAUGCUGAUCGGUGAGAAGGGAAA
This is a messenger RNA of Lytechinus variegatus (green sea urchin), 9756 nucleotides long. RefSeq names its product trichohyalin-like. The coding region runs from base 502 to 6609 and encodes 2035 amino acids. The transcript is spliced from 25 exons. Gene Ontology annotation, biological process: regulation of focal adhesion assembly; positive regulation of stress fiber assembly. The record is from RefSeq and is a predicted model, not a curated record. Gene Ontology annotation, cellular component: stress fiber. NCBI's taxonomy places the organism in Eukaryota, Metazoa, Echinodermata, Echinoidea, Temnopleuroida, Toxopneustidae. Gene Ontology annotation, molecular function: myosin II head/neck binding.